Molecule: messenger RNA, 1008 nt
Organism: Topomyia yanbarensis
Lineage: Eukaryota; Metazoa; Arthropoda; Insecta; Diptera; Culicidae
Product: protein sickie-like
Exons: 4
Source: RefSeq, a predicted model, not a curated record
AUGUCGUAGUAGUCGAGGCGAUAAUCUGGAUACUUUAGGAAACGGAUCGACAAUGGAUGGCAAACUUUCACGCCCGAACGGUACGGCACCGAAUGGUCGUGAGUAUUGGGGACGUUUGCCGGAACCACCAGCAGCUCACAAUGGUCACGGUGGUCAGCAACAGCAGCCACCGCCAUCCAGCGGACAAAGCCAGCAAGGAUCCCAACCACCAAGUCCAACUUCCAGUCGGAAGGAUCGUGGUUCGCCAAGUCAUUCCAGAAAAAGUAGUUCCUCGUCAAAAAUUGCUAGCAGCCGAGCGAAGGGAGUUCCGCAGAGUUUUGGAUAUGUAAAGAAGACGAAUGGAACUGCGAUGCACGCUGCGGAUCAACAGGGGCAACAGCUGCUUACGGGAGGCCGUACGGCUCACGUUUCUGCCGUGCCAAGAACCAGUAAACUGAAGGUUUCCGGUGGUACCCAAACCACGACGGCUGAUUUUCAAGCUAAAUCCCAGCAGCACGCGCAGUACCGCAGUUUUUCACUGACCGGUCCAGGAGCGGCCCAGCUGAGUCAAUCGGUCAAAGAAAGGUUUGGUUCCGGAACGCACAGUUUGCCUAAACCCGGUUUAGAUAUGCAUGUCUUCCAACAUAGAAUGUCCACCCGCGGAUCCACUAAGCUAAACGACGGUAGCCUUAGCGAUACGCAAACCUACGCCGAAGUGAAGCCCGACUACGGUAGCUAUGCGAUGUGGCUCCGCCAUUCGAGUACCGCCUCGAGCCGGCUAUCGGAGGGCGAAUCGCUCGAGAGUUUCUCGCUCGGGUCCGGUCCGGGCGCGGGAGGCGGUGGUGCUGGUGGAGGCAAUUCGGGCACUGGAAUGCCCGGUUCCACCAACACCACAAGCCGACCGAAUAAGCUGCUGCAUCAUGCCCGUGGUGAGACACAGCCAGUUAUGCACCACGCAGCCACCACGCAUAGCCCACGGUUGAACAGAAGCAAUAGCAUAAGCUAUUUGAAAGAAAGGACCUAUCCCAG